This is a messenger RNA of Carya illinoinensis, 4157 nucleotides long. RefSeq names its product scarecrow-like protein 13. Gene Ontology annotation, biological process: regulation of DNA-templated transcription. The transcript has 2 exons. The coding region runs from base 2313 to 3953 and encodes 546 amino acids. The record is from RefSeq and is a predicted model, not a curated record. Gene Ontology annotation, molecular function: DNA-binding transcription factor activity; sequence-specific DNA binding. Gene Ontology annotation, cellular component: nucleus. Lineage: Eukaryota; Viridiplantae; Streptophyta; Magnoliopsida; Fagales; Juglandaceae.
UAAACUCUCCAAGAUGCAUUAUUAUUUUUACACGAGGCGACAGAGCGGCUCAUUCUGUGGUGUUGAGUCAAUUGAGUGAUCUGUAAGAGACACAGCGAGAGGCUUAGCUGAGAGUGUGGGAUUAAUAUCUAAGGUAUGGAUAGUUGCUAAAUACUCUUUGAUUUGUGAUUAAUAUCUGAUAUUGGUGUUGGUCUCGGUGUGGGUUUUUGGGUUAUUUUUUAAGUAUUUCGAUGGUUGACUACUGAUUUUUAUGGUUCGUUUUUGGGUCUUUGUGGGCGUGGGUUAUUGUUGUUUCCGACUUUGAAUUGAUUUCUUUUUUUCAGUUUUUAUUGAUGUUUCGUGAUUUGGGUGUGUGGAUUUGUAUUUGAAUUUGUAAAGGUGGAUCUUUCUCUCGUUUUCUGUCGGUCUGAAUAUCUAAUUUGCGUUUGUUCUCAUCCUUAUUUGUUUUCAUAUAUUGAUUGGUGGAAAUUUGAAAAGAAUUUAGUUCCUUUAUUGAAAAUUCUGUGAUGGCUAAUCUUACAUAUUAUCAUGGAAUUCUAGGCUGUGUGAAAAGCAUGCUUGCUCUUUUGAGGAGGUUUUCAUCGCUUUGAGAUUGUUAUGUGCUUCUUAGCGAAAAAUUGAAACUUUUUGGUUCGCAAAUGAGGUGGAUCUAGCAAUGGAUCCAUUUUGUUUGACUCGAAUAAAACAAAUUCCAAUCUUUCAAGCUUGGUAACUUCUGAAUUUGGAGAUGGAAGUAUGGCCCAUAAUUUUUCCUAGAUGUUAUAUCUGAUUUCCGUUCUUUGUCAUCCAAGGUCGUUUUUCCCCCUUUCUGUUCUUUUUUAUUCAAUUCAUCUGUACUUCCUCACUCUUAGGGUUACUUUUAUAUCAAAACUAAAAGGUGUGUUUUUCAUAGGAAGGCGAAUAGACGUAUAUAGAGAUUUCUAUGUGAGAUCUUAUUCUUUUGCCUUAAACUUUUGAACUCACCGACAUAUAUGCACUCACAGACGCUCAAUUCAUUGUUUAUUGUAUACUGAAACAGGUUAUAUUUCAUUUACGUUCAUCUGAUAGUUAGGUUAAUGGAGUAGAUUUAAUCGGAGUUGUCAUUCUAUUGUUUUGUUCUCAACUUACAAAGUUACUGAGAUAGGUGUAAAACAUAUAGGUUUUAGGUGUUAUUUAUGUGUGAGAUCAAGUGAUUGGAGAUGCAUGUGAUCUGUUCAAAUUUCUAUUUAGUACCUUGCGUAACAUGUUGGAAACUAGUGACUACGGUUUGAAGAUUUAAGGCAGAUUUGAAGUUAUCACAGUUGUAGAUUGUGGCUUAGUUAUGGGAGAUUUCUAUGGAGAACCUGUGACCCUUUAUCUUCUGAUCCACAAGUUUUAUAAUAUUCUGUUAAGUAGGUGUCAGAAACUGUCUCGUGCAGAGAAACUAUCUUCUUUGGAGAGAUGUUCCACAAAACUAAAUUCAUUUUCUACCCUUUUUCUUCAGUUUGGGCUAUUGAUUUUCAAUUUUCUGCCCAUUCUAGUGACAGUCUAUCAUCUAUGAUCUACACCAGCUAAGUCAAUCUCAAUUGUAUUUAUCCUAUUACCUAUAUUCAUUGGCGACUUCUUUUGCUCAAAUGUUUAGUUGCUCUUAGCAACUCCUAGCAAAUACUUGACUACCCAGCCACAAAAUUAAAAGAAGAGAAAAGAAACAAGGUGAAGCCUUUGAGGUGUAAGUUUCCAUCGUAUCUUUUUAUGAAGAUUGGAAGCAAAAGUGUCAAACAACCUACUACCAACGUGAUUUAAUAACCAUGAUCAUGAAUGGUUGCUUAAACUUCUAGGAAGGGGUUGGCCUGGAAAUUAUACAUGAUCAUCAAUGGGACUUAAAGUCAAGGGAGGGCUUGAACCGGGGUAUAUAGAGUCUGAGCAGAAAUGAGAGCCAAGUGCUCAUGGUGCAAGAGCAUUUAUUUAUCUUGGCACUCAAAUGGCCCAGUUGCAAUGUAUUCAUUGCUGGCCCAGUUUCUGUCCAAGGUAUAAUUUUGUUGGAGAGGCUUUUGGCCAUAAGAAGUCUAAGAACAAGCAUAAGGGCGGAGGCCGAGGCGACAGAGGUGGUGACUCUGCUGCAGGGUCAUAGAAACUAUAAUAUCGUAUGAAACUUUACCUCUUGCUCUAGCAGAAGUAUUCCAUGACUGAGGCUUACAAGCAAAUCAUCUACCUGUUUAUCAAGUCUUGCCAUGUAUUCUGCGACUGUCAUGUUUUGAUGAAUGACUGAUAUAACCAAGUCCUGGAAACACUUAUAGUGCCACCAGCAAUCUUACAUUUGUUUCUUGUAUAAGUCGGUGACGUAUUAUUUACAGAUGCAAACAUCCCAGGAGCACCAUAGUUCAGCCAGUUUCCAAGGGUUGUACCGUCAGCCUUUGCAAGAUCCCUAUUGUUUGUCUCAUUUCCAGAUCUUAGAAAACAAUGUCUCUGCCGAUAUGGGCAACCAAGGAACAAGUGUUUCCUUUGAACCCGAACAAUACUUCACCUUGGAGUCAUCUCCAGCUACUGAUGGUUACAUUGUCUGUGAUUCCCCAUCUAUUUCUAGUGGCUUGUCCAAUAGAAGUCCCUUUUCCCCCCAAGUUUCUCAGUCAUAUAUGUCUGAUCCACAUCGUUCUCCUGAAAACAACUAUGGGUCGCCAGCAAGUGGCUCUUCUGUUGCUGAUAAUGGCAAUGAAAUGAGGCACAAGCUCCGGGAAAUCGAAACUGUUUUGCUGGGUUCUGAACCAGAUAUUGGCGACAGCUGCUAUAACUCUCUUGUUAGUGGAAUCCACCAUGUCACUUCCACAUCAAGGUGGGAUUUGGAUCAACUGGUUGAAAUGAUCCCCAGGUUAGACUUGAGAGAGGUGCUCAUUUGCUGUGCAGAAGCAGUAUCCAAUAAUGAUGUAUCAACGGCGGUUGCUCUAAUGAAAGUGCUGGAGAAGAAGGUAUCUGUGUCUGGAGAUCCUAUCCAACGUUUGGGUGCUUACAUGUUGGAAGGGCUUAGGGCAAGGUUAGAACGCUCAGGGAGUGUAAUCUACAAAUCCUUGAAGUGCGAGGAACCAACAAGCUCAGAACUAAUGUCAUACAUGUCUAUCCUCUAUGGGAUUUGCCCCUACUGGAAGUUUGCUUACGUGUCUGCAAAUGCUGUCAUUGGGGAAGUUAUGGCAAAUGAGCGCAGAAUCCACAUCAUUGAUUUCCAGAUUGCACAGGGCAGUCAGUGGAUGCUCCUCAUCAAGGCGCUUGAACGUCGCCCUGGUGGGCCUCCCCUUGCCCUCCGCAUCACAGGUGUUGAUGAUUCCCAAUCAGCUCAUGCUCGAGGUGGGGGACUUAAUAUUGUAGGGCAGAAGCUGUUAGCAUUUGCUAAGUCGUGCCAAGUACCACUUGAGUUUCAUGCUGCUCCCAUGUCCGGUUGUGAGGUUGAGCUAGAAAAUCUGAGCGUUCGACCUGGGGAAGCCCUGGCUGUUAAUUUCCCAUACGUGUUGCACCACAUGCCAGACGAGAGUGUGAGCACACAGAAUCACAGGGACAGACUCUUGAGGCUGGUCAAAAGUUUGUCACCCAAGGUUGUGACUCUUAUUGAGCAAGAGUCCAACACCAACACUUCCCCAUUUUUCCCAAGGUUCAAAGAGACAAUGGAAUAUUAUACAGCCAUGUUUGAAUCGAUUGAUGCUGCUCAGCACCCAAGACAUGACAAGCGGCGGAUCCGCGCAGAAGAGAACUGUGUGGCUCGUGACAUAGUAAAUAUGGUAGCUUGUGAGGAUGCUGAGAGAGUGGAGCGUCACGAACUUCUGGGAAAAUGGAGGUCAAGACUUUCAAUGGCGGGUUUCACUCCGUACCCAUUGAGUUCUUCUGUGGCUAAUACUGUUAUAGAUCUACUUGGGAACUAUAAUGAGAAUUAUAGACUCGCGGAGAGCGGUGGGGCUCUCUACCUUGGUUGGAAGAACAGACCUAUGGUUACCUCCUCUGCCUGGUGGUAACAAUGAUUGCUCUGAAAAAUCAUGUAAAUCUUCGUUCUCUCUUUUCUUGACUUCUGUAGCACGAGAGAGUAGUUUGUGUAGUUUUAUAGAAUCGAGAGUAGCAGUCUUCCAAGAACAUCCAUUUUAGGGCAUAAAGCUGAAUCUCUCUGAAUUCAUUGUAUAAGUCCGCUAAAACUGAAAGAAAAUAUGUCUCAUUAUACUGCA